CGCUCUCGCUAGCUUCCACUCUCUCCGCGCCUCAAACAAUCGACGAGCCAUGGCGUCUCUCCUCUCCCUCCCACACCUCACCUCCCCGACCCGACGCGCGAAUCCCGGCCGCCAUAGCGCCCACCCCGUGCGGGGGCGCAUCACCUGCGGCCCGCGCGACAACCGCGGCCCGCUCCAGCGCGGCCGCUCCCUCUCCACGGAGGCCAUCCUCGCCGUGCAGUCCCUCAAGCGCCUCACCUCCUCCGACCGCUCCCCGGCCGCCGCCGCCGCCGCGGCCUCCUCCUCCCUCGGCCGCCUCCUCAAGAGCGACCUCCUGGCCGCCAUGGCCGAGCUCCAGCGCCAGGGCCACUGGUCCCUCGCCCUCGCCGCACUCCACGUCGCCCGCGACGAGCCCUGGUACCGGCCCGACCCGGCCCUUUACGCCACGUUCGUCUCCUCCUCGCCGGCCUCCGAGGACGGCGCCGCCGCCGUGGACGCGCUCGUGGAGGCGUUCCUGGAGGAGAAGGAGAGGGGCGGCGGGUUCGUGGAGGGGGAGGAGGACGUGUACAAGCUGACGCGGCUGGUGCGCGCGCUGGUGGCGAAGGGGAGGGCGCGCGCGGCGUGGAGGGUGUACGAGGCGGCGGUGAGGAUGGGAGGCUGCGAGGUGGACGAGUACAUGUACAGGGUAAUGGCGAGGGGGAUGAAGCGGCUGGGGCUCGAGGAGGAGGCGGCGGAGGUGAAGGCGGACUUCCGGGAGUGGGAGGCCAGGACCUCGUCGCCGGCCGGAGACUUGCUCGACGAAAUGCGCGCGAGAGAAGAGCAGCACAAAUGCCGCUUAACUGUGAAUCAUCUGUGGUUAGCGUUUAGUUCAAUUUGAGGAUUACACGAGCUC
Oryza brachyantha (malo sina) is the source of this 871-nucleotide messenger RNA. RefSeq names its product protein THYLAKOID ASSEMBLY 8, chloroplastic-like. Lineage: Eukaryota; Viridiplantae; Streptophyta; Magnoliopsida; Poales; Poaceae. Gene Ontology annotation, biological process: chloroplast organization; Group II intron splicing. The record is from RefSeq and is a predicted model, not a curated record. Gene Ontology annotation, molecular function: RNA binding; protein binding.